GUGCAGUGAGUGGCAGCAGUGUGCAGUGAGUGACAGCAGGGGCAGGUCCACCCCGUGGCAUCCCUGGUCGCUCCUCAGUCUCAGCCUCCACAGCGCGCCAUGUGACUGCCGGGACUGGAGUGUGUAAUUUCCUCAGCUCCAUACACAGCUACCUGACCCGAAUACUAAGCAGCACUCAGCUGACAGAGACGGCGGAGAGCGGGGACACAUCCACUCAGCCAUGGAGAUCAAGGACCAAGGGGCACAGAUGGAGCCAUUGCUGCCAACGAGAAACGAUGAAGAAGCAGUAGUAGACAGAGGAGGAACACGCUCGCUUCUCAAAACCCAAUUAGAGAAAGAAGAUUUAGAAGGUCAUCGCACGUUGUUCAUUGGAGUUCAUGUACCUCUUGGAGGCCGUAAAAGUCAUCGUCGUCACAGUCACCGACAUCGUGGACACAAACACAGAAAAAGAGACCGGGAACGGGAUUCAGGUCUAGAAGAUGGGCGGGACUCUCCUACAUAUGAUACUCCAUCUCAGAGGGUCCAGUUCAUCCUGGGAACAGAAGAUGAUGAUGAAGAACAUAUUCCCCAUGAUCUAUUCACAGAGCUGGAUGAAAUUUGCUUACGUGAGGGUGACGACGCUGAAUGGAGAGAGAUGGCCAGAUGGUUGAAGUUUGAAGAAGACGUCGAAGAUGGUGGAGAGAGGUGGAGCAAGCCCUAUGUAGCCACAUUGUCUCUUCAUAGCUUGUUUGAGUUGAGAAGUUGUAUCCUCCACGGAACUGUCUUAUUGGACAUGAGAGCCAACACAUUAGAAGAAAUUGCAGAUAUGAUUCUGGAUCAGCAAGUGGCAUCUGGGCAGCUCAGUGAAGACGUCCGUCAUAGAGUCCACGAAGCUCUUCUUAAAAGGCACUAUCACCAAAACCAAAAGAAGCUCAGCAACAGAAUCCCUAUUGUGCGCUCAUUUGCUGACAUUGGCAAGAAACAGUCAGAGCCCCACUCCAUGGACAAAAAUGCAGGUCAGCUUGUGUCUCCGCAGUCUGCUCCUUCUUGCAUUGAACAUAAGAAUGACGUCAGCAGAGAAAACAGCACUUUAGAUGUUACCAAGUUUGAUUUGCAUUUCAUGAAAAAGAUCCCCCCCGGAGCGGAGGCAUCAAACAUCUUAGUUGGUGAACUGGAAUUCUUAGACCGCGCUGUAGUUGCUUUUGUUCGGCUUUCUCCUGCUGUCUUGCUUUCUGGUCUUACAGAAGUCCCCAUUCCAUCAAGAUUUUUGUUCAUACUUCUGGGGCCACUAGGAAAGGGACAGCAGUAUCAUGAGAUUGGACGGUCAAUAGCCACAUUGAUGACAGACGAGGUAUUUCAUGAUGUUGCGUACAAAGCUAAAGAUCGUAAUGAUUUGGUGUCUGGAGUAGAUGAAUUUCUUGACCAAGUUACAGUUCUGCCUCCAGGGGAAUGGGACCCAUCAAUCCGCAUUGAACCACCAAAAAGCGUCCCAUCACAAGAAAAGAGAAAAACUCCAGGUGUGCCUAAUGGUACAGCAGCAUUAGGGGAGGCAGAAGAACAUGAGGGUCACAGCGGCCCUGAGCUACAAAGGACUGGAAGGCUGUUUGGGGGCUUGGUCUUAGAUGUCAAGAGGAAAGUUCCGUUCUUCUUGAGUGACUUCAGGGAUGCUUUUAGCCUGCAAUGUUUAGCUUCAUUUCUGUUCCUGUACUGUGCAUGCAUGUCUCCUGUUAUCACAUUCGGUGGUCUUCUCGGAGAGGCAACUGAAGGUCGUAUAAGUGCAAUAGAAUCUUUGUUUGGAGCCUCAAUGACCGGGAUAGCAUUUUCCCUGUUUGGUGGACAACCUCUUACCAUUCUGGGAAGUACAGGACCGGUGUUGGUGUUUGAAAAGAUUUUGUUUAAGUUUUGCAAGGAAUAUGGGCUGUCGUACCUCUCGCUAAGAGCGAGCAUAGGUCUGUGGACGGCUUUUAAUUGUAUUGUCCUGGUGGCCACUGAUGCAAGUUCCCUGGUGUGUUACAUUACACGGUUUACUGAGGAAGCAUUUGCGGCUCUCAUCUGCAUCAUUUUCAUUUAUGAGGCCUUAGAAAAGCUGUUUCAACUAGGUGAGAAACAUCCAAUCAACAUGAAUAAUAAUUUGGAACUUCUUACGCAGUAUUCGUGCAGUUGUGCGGAGCCCACUAACCCUACUAAUGAAACUAUGAAAUAUUGGGGUGAAGCCAAUAUAACCACAUCAGAGAUAACUUGGAAUAACCUGACUGUUAGUGAAUGCCAUGAAUAUAAAGGAGUUUUUGUGGGUAGAGCCUGUGGACAUGAAGGUCCAUAUGUACCCGACGUCCUGUUCUGGUCAAUCAUCUUAUUCUUCUCCACCGUUACACUGUCCUCAACCCUGAAACAAUUCAAAACCAGCAGAUAUUUUCCAACAAAGGUCCGGUCCAUUAUCAGUGACUUUGCCGUGUUUCUUACCAUAAUGACAAUGGUUCUGAUAGAUUAUGGCCUGGGAAUUCCAUCACCGAAGCUUCAGGUUCCCAGUGAUUUCAAGCCCACUAGAGAUGAUCGAGGCUGGAUUGUUAAUCCCCUAGGACCAAACCCUUGGUGGACAGUACUCGCUGCUGUUAUUCCCUCACUACUUUGCACCAUUUUGAUCUUUAUGGACCAACAAAUCACAGCUGUCAUUAUCAACAGAAAAGAACACAAGUUGAAGAAAGGCUGUGGGUACCAUCUUGACCUUCUCAUGGUUGGAGUCAUGCUUGGUGUGUGCUCUAUUAUGGGAUUGCCCUGGUUCGUUGCUGCCACUGUCCUGUCUAUAACACAUGUCAACAGUCUGAAACUGGAAUCUGAGUGCUCCGCUCCCGGAGAACAGCCAAAGUUUUUAGGAAUUCGGGAACAAAGGGUUACAGGACUCAUGAUCUUUGUUCUUAUGGGGUCAUCCGUUUUUAUGACAAGGGUUCUUCAGUUUAUUCCUAUGCCUGUUCUUUAUGGCGUCUUUCUUUAUAUGGGUGCUUCGUCACUAAAGGGAAUUCAGUUCUUUGAUCGUAUCUUGUUGUUCUGGAUGCCAGCAAAACAUCAGCCAGACUUCAUCUACCUGAGACAUGUUCCCCUGCGGAAGGUCCACCUCUUCACCGUGUUGCAGCUGACUUGUCUCGUACUCCUCUGGGUCAUCAAAGCAUCUCGGGCAGCCAUUGUGUUUCCUAUGAUGGUCUUGGCAUUGGUGUUUGUACGGAAACUAAUGGACUUUUUCUUUACGAAACGGGAAUUGAGUUGGUUAGAUGAUUUAAUGCCUGAAAGUAAGAAAAAGAAGUUGGAAGAUGCAGAAAAAGAGGAAGAACAGAGUAUGCUUGUGCUGGAAGAGGAAGGAGCUGUUCAAUUACCAAUGGAAGGGAAUUGCAGAGAGGACCCCUCAGUAAUAAACAUUUCUGAUGAAAUGGCAAAAACCUCUGUGUGGAAGACUCUGCUAAUAACCUCAGAAAAUGCAAAGACUAAGGAAUCAAGCUUUUCUUCUAAAAGCUCCCCUUCAUAAUCACUGUAGAAGCUGAUCCCUAAAGUUCUGAAAGCAAGACAGAGAAGAAAGCUGCCUCAGGGAAAGGUGUCGACAGGGAGACAUGUCUCUGACUUGCUCUUCAGUCUAUUUUUACAAGGAAAAUUUCAAGAAUAUACUUGUCGCUCUACGUGGGUUCUUUACACUGUAAAUCUUCACAUCCAUUAGCAGCGCAAUAUAUAGCAGUGCAAUAUUUAAUUUUAUUUUUUUAAAUAAAUGUAUUAGCUCACUUGCUGACAGACAGGGAGAGGGGGAAAAUUCAUUCCGGUAACUUUUUCUUUUAAGAAACUGCAAUAUGGAUCUUAUUGUUUCUUUAUUCCUCUGUGUAACACUUAGGCUUGUUCUAAUUUUUUUUACAUUGUUGUUAUCAUCCAUAUCAAAGUCCAUGAACGUUUUCUGUGUGACGCCUAAACACGGCGCAGGCAGAUAUUUUAUGGAUGUAGGCUACAAAGGAACCAAUCAAAACACUUCUGAACAGUGACAUCACCAAGGAACGAAACAGUUGGCUUAUAGACGUCUUUAUUUUCUCUUUCACAUUGUCAUGAAUCUUACGUCCAAUAAAAUGUCUGCCUCGA
Molecule: messenger RNA, 4086 nt
Organism: Hyla sarda
Lineage: Eukaryota; Metazoa; Chordata; Amphibia; Anura; Hylidae
Gene: SLC4A10
Product: solute carrier family 4 member 10
Exons: 26
Coding region: 221-3493 (1090 amino acids)
Biological process (GO): bicarbonate transport; transmembrane transport; monoatomic anion transport
Cellular component (GO): basolateral plasma membrane; plasma membrane
Molecular function (GO): sodium:bicarbonate symporter activity; solute:inorganic anion antiporter activity; monoatomic anion transmembrane transporter activity
Source: RefSeq, a predicted model, not a curated record